CACUCCAGGCUUACAGCUUUAUGGUAGCGGCGGUUACGCCUGCGUGAAAAGUUGAAUGUCGAGGUGUGUCUGACAGAGACAGUAUGGCGGCCUCCAUCAUGUACAGCCGGCUGUCAGUGGGGCUGAGGAGUCGGGCGCCCCGGGCUGCUCUCGGCUGUGCCGCACAGGUUCUCGGUGGAUUCCCAGGUCUCUUUGGUGGUCAUGGGUUACAAGCUCAACAGCAGAGGAAAUUAUCACUGCACGAGUAUCUUAGCAUGGGUCUUCUUAAAGAUGCUGGUAUCGCCAUACCCAAAGGCUUUGUUGCAACAACGCCAGAAGAGGCUUAUACUGUAGCUAAAGAAAUAGGUUCUAAGGAUUUGGUGGUUAAAGCACAAGUGUUGGCUGGUGGUCGAGGCAAGGGAACCUUUGAAGGUGGCCUUAAAGGAGGAGUGAAGAUAGUCUAUUCUCCAGAAGAAGCCAAAGACAUUUCCUCACAGAUGAUUGGGAAGAAGUUGUUUACGAAACAGACAGGAGAAAAGGGCAGGAUAUGUAACCAUGUGUUCAUCUGUGAGCGCAGAUAUCCCAGGAGGGAGUAUUACUUCGCAAUUACCAUGGAAAGGUCAUUUCAAGGUCCUGUGCUGAUUGGAAGCUCUCAAGGUGGAGUUAACAUUGAAGAUGUUGCGGCUGAAAGCCCAGAUGCUAUUGUGAAAGAGCCCAUUGACAUUGUAGAAGGCAUCCAAAAAGAACAGGCUGUUAGGCUUGCACAGAAAAUGGGUUUCCCAGAGAACAUUGUCGAUGAGGCAGCUCAGUGCAUGAUCAACAUCUAUAAUCUGUUCAUGAAGUAUGAUGCUACAAUGGUGGAAAUCAACCCCAUGGUAGAAGAUGCUUCAGGAGUAGUGAUGUGUAUGGAUGCCAAAAUAAAUUUUGACUCCAAUGCAGCAUAUCGUCAAAAGACCAUUUUUGAUCUCCGAGACUGGUCACAGGAAGAUGAGCGAGACCAGCAAGCAGCAACAGCUGACCUCAACUACAUAGGUCUGGAUGGAAACAUUGGCUGUCUAGUAAAUGGUGCUGGCCUGGCUAUGGCAACAAUGGACAUUAUAAAGCUUCAUGGAGGAACUCCAGCAAACUUCUUGGAUGUUGGUGGCGGAGCUACCGUUCAGCAAGUAACAGAAGCUUUUAGGCUCAUCACGUCAGACAAAAAGGUACUGGCUAUCCUGGUGAACAUUUUUGGUGGUAUUAUGAGAUGUGAUGUAAUCGCACAAGGAAUCAUAAUGGCUGUAAAGGAUCUGGAACUCAGGAUACCCAUUGUAGUCCGUUUGCAAGGUACAAGGGUCGAUGAUGCUAAAGCACUUAUAACAGCCAGUGGGCUGAAAAUUCUUGCAUGUGAUGAUCUGGAUGAAGCUGCAAAAAUGGUUGUCAAACUUUCAGAAAUUGUAACCCUGGCAAAACUAGCGCAAGUGGAUGUCAAAUUUCAGUUGCCUAUCUAAUGGUGCAACAGCAAUUUACAUAGUUGGAAAUGUUGUGUUUAUUUUCUUUUCUCUCGUCUAGGUUUAAUUAAAUGCUUGAAUCUACUUUGAAAGUGGUUUGUAUUUAAACUGAGUUGCUGCUUUGGAAAUCAUUGUCACGUCUGGUAUAUGUAGGCAGUAUUUUUCAUUAUAGCCCACUGUCCACUUAAAACAAGUUUAAGAAACCUAUAGCUAGCAUCCACAUUGCUCCUUUCCAAACCAGUGUUUGGUUAUUGUUCACAAGGUGGUCCUCUCAAACAAUAGGUCGGAAUUCAUGUACAAUAUAUUUUGCAUUUCUAACACUCUGUUAUAUACAUGUAUUUGCCAUUUUUUUUGUCUGAAAUGUUUAGACUUUUUUUUUAAACUAUGGCAAAGGUAAGAUGAGCAUGGUGCAAGUAGCAGUACGUUGAACUAGAAAUUCUAAUCUGCACUACAAAAAUGUCACCUGGAACCCGGUUGCUGUGGGCAACACCACCUCUACUCUAAAUGUGAUUGGGUGUUGUAGGCAACAAUCCCAUUGGUCUUUGCUUUAGAUUUACCCCAUUGUGCUGUCAGAUAGAACACAGUGUUUUCUGAAUUAAAAUGUUAUUUUUCUUAGUAGUUACUCAGCGAGGAACAACUUUAGUUCUGCUGUAGGUUUGCUUGAAGCACUUGCUCUCUGUAGUGAUAAUGUACAUAUUAAACUCUUUAUGAUCC
This is a messenger RNA of Nanorana parkeri, 2180 nucleotides long. RefSeq names its product succinate-CoA ligase ADP-forming beta subunit (gene SUCLA2). Gene Ontology annotation, biological process: succinyl-CoA metabolic process; tricarboxylic acid cycle. Gene Ontology annotation, molecular function: ATP binding; succinate-CoA ligase (ADP-forming) activity; metal ion binding. Lineage: Eukaryota; Metazoa; Chordata; Amphibia; Anura; Dicroglossidae. Gene Ontology annotation, cellular component: succinate-CoA ligase complex; mitochondrion. Bases 84 to 1466 code for a protein of 460 amino acids. The transcript is spliced from 11 exons. The record is from RefSeq and is a predicted model, not a curated record.